AUGCCUUCCACUGAUAGGGGUGUCUUUUCCCUGAUCAUUAUCAACAAAGCUGGAGGUCUGAUUUACCAGCGCGAGUUCCAGACUGGCCUGCACAAGCUCUCCACCAAUGACUACCUGGUGCUAGCAGGCACUUUUCACGGUGUCCAUGCUAUCACAAGAUCCAUUACCCCGAAGAUCCCUUCCGUACAGCCUCCCUCUCCAGCGACCUCCUCCCCCAGCACCACCGCGCCAGCUGCGUCGUCAUACUCCUAUCCGAACCCAGGCGUACCAGUGACUGGUCUGGACUACCUCGAGACCGACAAGUUUCGAUUGACCUGUUUCCAGACAUUGACGGGCACAAAGUUCCUCUUGUUCACGGAUCCCCUGACCGGCAACGUGGAUACGAUCGUGCAGAAGAUCUACGAGCUCUAUGCGGACUUCGUAAUGAAGAAUCCGUUCUACCAAAUCGAAAUGCCAGUGCGAUGCGAGGCAUUCGACAGGCAUCUGGGGGCGUGGUUGCGGGGGAGGGCAUGA
Messenger RNA from Penicillium salamii, 513 nucleotides. The record is from the annotation of a GenBank genome assembly. Lineage: Eukaryota; Fungi; Ascomycota; Eurotiomycetes; Eurotiales; Aspergillaceae.